GGCGAUCCUCUUGCCUCAGCCUCCCGAGUGCUGGGAUCACAGGUGUGAGCCACCACACCUGGCAGCACUGUCACAUCUUGACGUGUGUGCCAGGGAAAACAAUUAAGUUGCCCGUGCCUUGGGGCAGGGAGCCUCAGCUCUCUCCUGAUGGGGUUGUGGUACAGACUCAUCAUCCCCCACUUACACGGGUCUGAAGAACGAAGCCAGCAAGCUGGAGAGGACUGGAAAAUGUCAGAAAAAAGCCAGAAGUGACAAAAUCAGCUGCAGAAGAAGGCGUCUCAGGGAAGCUGGUCUGCUCACAGACACCUACUUAUCAGCUGAAAUGCUGCGAGUCCUGCAGAACUGUUAGGUGUACAGGGACUUUAGCAAUGCUGGGUGAAACUGGAUGGAGUAUUCUUGUUCUCUCACAAGGAUGGCUGUGCUCACCAUCUGCAUUGGGUUUCGUCACAAAGGAUGCCUGUCAUUGUAGCUGCUAUUUAUUGAGUGCCUGCUGUGUGCUUGGGCCACACUGACCCUUCCUGCACACCCCAAUCCGUCCCCUCAGCCACCCUACUAGUGGGUACCUGGGGUCUUCCUACACCACUAGGGAGGCUGCGGCCGGGCUGGCAGGGGCUGGGGUGGGGGGUGAGGUGGUGGCCAGCCUCUAGGUGGUAGCUGGUGAUGGGGCAGUUGUCAGACUCAAGCCCUAUGAAAUGAAGUCAUUGUGUGGGGAGAGGAAGGGCAGAGGGCUGGGCCAGGAGGGAGGAGGGUACCAGUGUCCAGCCAGGCUGGGAGACAUCUGUGCACAGCCUAGCCGGCGCACAGGAGCUGAGGCAGUUGCCUAGCAGAGAGGGGUCCGUAUCUGCUGUCUGCUUCUGGAAUUUGGAUGGGGAAUGAGCCCUGGGGAGGAUUGAGGGGUCUGUAGUCUGACGGGGUGGGGGGGCUGGUCCUGCUGUCUGACUGCCGCCGUGAACUCUGCAAACCCUUGCCAGGACAGCAUGAGUGAACAGGAAAGGGAGAUAGAAGAGGACGAGGGAGGGGGCACCUCGGACAUGGAGCCCAUGCUGCCCCGAAGGCCUCCUGACCACCAGAGCUCGGGCCCGACCUUCGCACGGCAGCCAGCCCUGGCCACCCGGGGCCUCAGGACCUUGCUGCUGCCCGGCAGGGCCCUGGCCUGGCUCCUGCUCCACCUGCUGCUUCCUGGAGCAGUCUUCCUGCUGGUGCUGCUGCCUGCAGCAGCUGUGGUCUACCUGGGAUUCCUGUGCCACUCGAGGGUCCACCCGGCUCCCCGCGCCCAGUGCCGCGCGCUGCUCUCGGACCGCGGCUCCGCGGCGCUCAUCGUGCUCGGCUUCCUCUUGCUGCCACCGCUGCUCGUGCUCGCCUCUGCCGCCCGCGCCCGCCUGAUGCGACGCCUCCGCCCACUGCUGUCGCCCCCCGCGUGGACCCCCUGGUUCCCCGGCCCCGACGGGGAGGAGCAGCUCUGCGCCUGCGUGUGACACCGGGGGACCCCGAAUCCCCCCACGACCCCCGUACAGCGGCCCGGGCGCAGGAGCAGGGCCCCGUUGGCCUCGCAGCUCCGUGCUCUGUGCCACGAGGUGGCGCCAUCUCCCGGGACUCGGGCCGGCCCUCCACCUCCCUCGCUCUCCGGUCGCCGCCCCCUGCGCCCCGUCCCCGGGGUGGCCAGGCCUGCUAGGGAGACAUCGGGUCACCAAAGGCCAUCAUGGUUCCGGAGCCUGCGACCCGGCCGGGGCCAACCCCAACCCCAGGCCGGAUCAGGGUUCACUGUGACUGGGCUCUCGAUGGCUGGGCGCCAGACCGAGAGCUCAGUCUACUUUUCUGGGUGAUUUUAAGAUCUCUCCUUGUCUUUGGCAUUUUGCAGUUUUACUAGCAUGUUUCGCGGUGUGGAUAUGUUUUUCCCGCUCCUGAGAAUUGAGCUCAGGCCCUCACACGUGUAGCCAAGGGUCUGCUACUGAGCCACUUCCCGGCUGUUUCAUCAACUAAUUAAUUAAUUUUGGUACUGGGGAUUGAACCCACAGUCUUCACGCCGGCUCCAUCUCUAGCCCCUAUUAUUGUUAGUAGUAGUAGUAUUAAUUUUUAUUUUGGGACAAAGUCUCUCUAAGUCUCUAAAUUGCCCAAGCUGGGUUCAAACUUGCAGUCAGCCCUCCUGCUUCAGCCUCCCAGAGGGCUGGGAUUACAGGCUAAUGCCAUCACAUCCAGCUCCUGACCCUUUUCUUCUGAGUCAGGGUCUUGCCAAAUCGCCCAGGCUGGCCUUGAACUUGUGGUCUUCUUCCCUCUGCCCCUGGAGUGUGAGCUUCGGCAUCCACCAUAGGCAUGUUCUUCAUUACCCUGUGUGAAGUGCGUGACUCCUUCCUGUUCCUGUAGAUUCAUGUCUUUCAGCAGUCACGGAACAUUCUCAGCCCUCAGCCAGUCUCUUCCAGUUUUGCCUCCUGUUCCCUCUCCAUACUCUUGCCCUGUCUCCUCCUGCCUCCCUGUCAAUUAGUCUUUUUGUGUGUUCUCUGUCUUUCUGGGCAGCUUUCUAGGCAAUUUCUUCACAUCCCUCUUCCAGUUUACCAGAGUUCAUUCCUUAUAUUUAAUCUGCAUUUAAAUUUUAAGUUGUUAUAUUAACAUCUAAAAGUUGUAUUUGGUCCUUUUUCAGAUUUAUCUGAUAAAUUUUAAUGAUCUCUGUGCAUGCUCACUUUUGGGAUACCAGGUUUGAUUUUUUUGUUUCUUGGUGAGUUCACUGCCAGCCUGAACUACACAAAAACAAAACGAAACACUAUGUGAUCCUCCUGCCUCCCAACUCCUAAAAUUAUAGGCCUGCACCAUCACAUCUCGAGUUUUUUUCUUGUAAUGUUUAAUAUAAUGGGCCAGGUGUGGUGGCACAC
Heterocephalus glaber (naked mole-rat) is the source of this 2864-nucleotide messenger RNA. The record is from RefSeq and is a predicted model, not a curated record. Lineage: Eukaryota; Metazoa; Chordata; Mammalia; Rodentia; Bathyergidae.